This is a messenger RNA of Formica exsecta, 1800 nucleotides long. Its product is annotated as regulatory-associated protein of mTOR-like. Gene Ontology annotation, biological process: TORC1 signaling; positive regulation of cell growth; positive regulation of protein serine/threonine kinase activity. Gene Ontology annotation, cellular component: TORC1 complex; cytoplasm. The transcript has 10 exons. Lineage: Eukaryota; Metazoa; Arthropoda; Insecta; Hymenoptera; Formicidae. The record is from RefSeq and is a predicted model, not a curated record. Gene Ontology annotation, molecular function: protein-macromolecule adaptor activity. The coding region runs from base 220 to 1800 and encodes 526 amino acids.
CGACCUUCAAACAUGGCGAUUUGUGCGGUAAAUUCGGCGAGUCGCGCCCCGUCGGGAUGUUUUUGCAUCGCGUUCGCAUAGUGAGUGACGUUUGUUGACGCGGAUACGAAUGCAACCUGAGGCUUGUGCGACAUUAUCGGUACGUUAGAGAGAAAAGAGAGACAUCGAGUCCCUCGCACGUGACGAAUGCGAUAACGCAACGCAACGCAACGCGCUGCGAUGUCUGUGAGCUACGCUAGGAUGAAAUCCUGUCACGAAGUCUUGUCGUCGUCGUCGUCGUCGACAUCGUCGACAUCGACGACGCUGAACAACGCGAUCAGACGAGCCGGCGAUGAGGAGGACUGGCAAAUGCAAUUGGCAUUCUGUAAGCCUCGUCACAAUACCACGAUCGAGAGCGUGAAUUGUAUCAGUCAGACUUGGCGGAUGAAGGAGCGGAUGAAAACCGUGAGCGUCGCUUUGGUGUUAUGCCUGAACGUCGGCGUAGACCCUCCGGACAUCGUCAAGACACAGCCCUGCGCUCGUCUCGAAUGCUGGAUAGAUCCUUUAUCGGUGAGUCCUCAAAAAGCUCUUGAGACUAUAGGUUCAAAUUUGCAAAAGCAAUACGAACGAUGGCAACCAAGAGCUCGCUACAAACAAAGUUUAGAUCCAACUGUUGAAGAAGUUAAAAAAUUAUGUACGUCCUUAAGGCGAAAUGCUAAAGAAGAGAGAGUUUUGUUUCAUUACAAUGGCCACGGUGUGCCCAAACCUACCACUAAUGGUGAAAUAUGGGUAUUUAAUAGGACAUAUACACAGUACAUUCCAUUGUCGGUGUAUGACUUACAGACUUGGAUGGGUGCACCUAGUAUUUAUGUAUACGAUUGUUCCAAUGCAGGCAUUAUUGUAGAAUCUUUUCAGCAAUUUGCCGACCAACAUGAAAAGGAAUACGAGAUGGAAAAACAGCAAAAUCGCGUAACCGGUAUGACGUGCCCCGCAGCGCCGUGUUAUAAAAAUUGCAUUCAAUUAGCAGCGUGCGCUGCUAAUCAGAUUUUGCCUAUGAACCCGAAUCUACCUGCAGAUAUAUUUACAUCAUGCCUUACUACUCCCAUAAAAAUUGCAAUACGCUGGUUUGCGAUGCAACCUACAUCUAAAUUAGUUCCCAACAUAUCGCUUGAUCUUAUUGACAAAAUUCCUGGUCAAUUGACUGAUAGGAGAACAAUGUUAGGCGAGCUUAAUUGGGUAUUUACAGCUAUUACCGACACAAUAGCAUGGAAUACUCUGCCAAGAGAUCUGUUCCAAAGAUUAUUCAGACAAGACCUAUUAGUUGCUAGUCUCUUUAGAAAUUUUUUAUUGGCGGAAAGAAUACUUCGUUCUUACGAUUGCACGCCAGUCUCUUCCCCAAAAUUGCCACCGACUUAUCAGCAUCGUAUGUGGCAAGCUUGGGACAUGGCGCUUGAUCUGUGUUUGGCACAAUUGCCAAUAGUUUUGGAAAACGAAGAUCGAUAUGUGCAUUCAUCAUUCUUUGAAGAUCAACUUACAGCUUUCCAAGUAUGGCUCAAUUUAGGAUCGAAAAAUCGCAGUCCGCCCGAACAGCUUCCAAUCGUUCUCCAAGUAUUAUUGAGUCAAGUUCAUAGACUGAGAGCAUUAGAGCUCUUGGGACGUUUUCUUGAUCUCGGUCCAUGGGCUGUGAAUCUAGCACUUAGUGUCGGCAUCUUUCCAUAUGUGUUAAAAUUAUUACAAAGCAACGCCAGGGAACUUCGUCCCUUGCUCGUCUUUAUAUGGGCAAAGAUUCUAGCAGUGGAUAAUUUGAUGCAUAGUUUAUGA